AUGGGCAAACCAGAAAUACCAGUGCGAAUUCUCAGUGAUGUUAAUUUGCGCUACUUAAGUAUUUCACGUGGUAUUGUCGUAAUUCACACGUUGGAAGAAGGAAGAAAAUUCACCGAAAAGGCUAUUUUCAGGGAUUGGGAUUUUUAUGAUUCAUUAUCAUUCACGAUAAUAUUCAAUAUGAAAAAGUUAUCAUUCUUAUCAAACCUAUCCGACGCAAUCAUCCUAUUUGGUGAUGAAUUAUGCGCUUUACUGGAAGCCAACCAUGGUAACUGUACAACGAUGAUAAAAGCAUUAUCAAUAAGUAAUAUCAGCUCUGAUACAAUUGUCAUAUCAACAAUUCAUACAGGUUCAUACAGGUAUCGUAACAUUGUGAGGAAAACGUUUAUGAUUGAUAAUUACUCACAGAUUCACCACCACCCAACUUUUUCAUCAAAUUUUUCCAUUCGUUUUUAA
This is a messenger RNA of Loa loa (African eye worm), 453 nucleotides long. RefSeq lists its product as hypothetical. The record is from RefSeq and is a predicted model, not a curated record. Bases 1 to 453 code for a protein of 150 amino acids. The transcript has 3 exons. Lineage: Eukaryota; Metazoa; Nematoda; Chromadorea; Rhabditida; Onchocercidae.